AUGACAUCAGAGGUAAUACUCGGAACGACCGCUAUUCAGGCCUACCUAGUGACAUCUAGCGAUGAACAUCAGAGCACUGACGUCGACGAAUUCGACAAACGUUGGGAGUUCAUUUCCGGUUUCAGCGGAAGCUACAGCAACAUCAUAGUGACCGCCAACAAAGCCGCGUUAUGGACAGACGGCAGAUUUUCUUUACAAGCAGACGAAGAAAUUGACUGUCAUUGGCUGCUAUUUAAAGAAGGGCGAAAAAAAAUUAAAACAAUGUCUCAGUGGUUGAGACAAGAAUUGCCGAAGGGUGGACGAUUAGGGAUCAAUCCGAAAUUAGUUUCGGAGCACAUGUGGAACAGACUUUCCAGUGAACUCAGGGGAUCUGGGAUUGAAUUGGUGGGGUUAAAUGUCAGUUUGGUUGAUGUAAUUUGGCCUGAUGAUUUUAGAAAAGCCAGGAGAAGCAAAGAAGCGUUUAUCUUGGACGUUACAUACACUGGUAAAAGUUACAUAACAAAAAUAAACGAAACAAGGAACAAAUUAUUAACUCACGGAGCUGAUGCCAUGGUUGUUACAGCUUUAGAUGAAAUAGCUUGGUUACUAAAUGUAAGAGGAAGAGACGUUCCGAAUUCACCUUACGUCAGAAGUUACGUUAUCUUAGACAUGAAAACCGUAUUUUGGUAUGUCAACAGCAGCCAAAUUCCCGAAACUGUAAGGGAACAGUUGCAUUACGAUGCUAAAAUAUUUGGAAGUGAUACUGUUAACCUGAAACCCUACGAACAAAUUUGGACGGAUUUAGGAACGAAAUCACAACUUUACCAAAAAAUCUUGAUACCUUCGCAUUGUGUCUACAGCGAGGGGGCCAGUCAUGCUAUUUACGAGCACAUUUUUCCAGACAGGAGAUUUUUAAUGCAGUCUCCGAUCAUCUACUUAAAAGCUGUAAAAAACCAAGUAGAAAUUGAAUUCAUGCAGUACACUAACAUUAGAGAUGCGGCAGCUGUGUGUGAUUGUUUCUCUUAUAUCCAGAAAAAGAUGAACGAAGACGAAAAAAUAAUGGAAACGGAUUUGGUACAGUAUUUGAACGAAUACAGAUAUGAACAGAAUCAUAGUUUAGGUAACAGUUUUAGAACAAGAGUAGGUUUUGGUUCCAACGCUGCUUUUCCCAAUUAUGAACCUACUGUAAAUACAAAUGUACAAAUUUUCAAAAACAGUACACUCGUUCUGGAUUCAGGAGGCCAAUAUUACGGUGGUACCACCGAAGUAACACGUACUCUUCACUUUGGUGAACCCACCGAUGACAUGAAAGAGGCAUACACAAGAGUACUAAUUGGCCUCAUCACGCUGUCAACUUUGACGUUUCCUAGCACCAUGAAAAUGGCGGUGGCCGACUCUUUAGCUAGGGCGUCACUUUGGGAAGUCGGUUUGGACUAUGCACAUGAAACCGGGCACGGAAUAGGGUCAUUUUUAGGAGUUAAUGAAUCUCCAAUAAAGGUUCAUUUCAACUCUGAGGUUAGCGCUCAGCAAAAAUUUAAACCUGGCUAUUUUCUUUCCAACGGACCUGCAUAUUAUAGAGAAGGAGUUUUUGGAGUAAGAUUGGAGAAUAUUCUGCAGGUUAUAGAAAAGCCUUGGUUAAAACAUAUUGAACACAGUUAUUACGGAUUUAAAACCAUUACUUACGUUCCAUUUGAACCCAAUUUGAUUAAACUGAGUUUAUUAUCAAUUCAUCAGAGAAAAUGGUUGAAUAAUUACAACGAACAGGUACGCCAUUUGGUCGGAGAAGAAUUGAAAAAACAAAAGAGGAUGGAAGGAUUUUAUUGGAUGAUGGACAAAACUCAAUAUAUUCCAGAAAAUAAGUCUUCUAGUAUUACGAGCACAUUCUACCUCAUUAUUUUUUUAAAUGUAAUUUUAUUAUUCAAUAAAUUCUAA
This is a messenger RNA of Psylliodes chrysocephalus, 1911 nucleotides long. Lineage: Eukaryota; Metazoa; Arthropoda; Insecta; Coleoptera; Chrysomelidae. The record is from the annotation of a GenBank genome assembly.